This is a messenger RNA of Polypterus senegalus (gray bichir), 535 nucleotides long. It is a transcript of the gene dapl1b.1, whose product is annotated as death associated protein 1b. The record is from RefSeq and is a predicted model, not a curated record. Gene Ontology annotation, biological process: apoptotic signaling pathway; negative regulation of autophagy; cellular response to amino acid starvation. Gene Ontology annotation, molecular function: death domain binding. Bases 62 to 400 code for a protein of 112 amino acids. The transcript has 4 exons. NCBI's taxonomy places the organism in Eukaryota, Metazoa, Chordata, Cladistia, Polypteriformes, Polypteridae.
GCGCGUGUUGUAUAUAAACAGCGCAUUGGGCGCACGGCGGAGUGAUAGACUGGUGGCAACGAUGGUGAAGCUGUCGAAAAGUGGCGCGCGGGUCAGCACAGCUCUCAAAGGCGGACACCUGCCCGCAGUAAAAGCAGGAAGAAAGAGGGUCUCCAAGAAACAAGCCAAUGAAGAGAAUGGUCCUGUAGAAAAGGAAGCCAAGAAACCAGCUGGAGAAAAGCCAAGGUCUGUGCUUUCAAAGAUGCAGUCCAUCAGUAUUCUUCUGGCUGGCACCCUUGAAAAGCUUGGUCGAGAAUUUCCUACUUCUGCAAGUAUUGUCUAUCAGAAACCAAGACCAACCAUUGAGCGACCCCACACACCAAGGAAGCUGGUUCUGAUCCAACAGCCCCGGAAAUUUUAAAGCAUUUUGUAUUCCUCCCACCAGAUCUUUGAUCAAUGAACAUUUUCUUCAAGUUGCCCUCUUUUAGGGUAUUUUCAGUUAUGUAUUGCAUAAAUAAAAAGUGGUGGUUACACAUAAUGAAACCCUUCAGAAUAA